CCCACUCUCAUUAUAACUACAAAUAUCAUCACUCAUUAUCUUCUUCAUAGAGGCCAUGGCCAUGGCCAGUUUCUAUUUGUUCUCUUCUUCACUUUGCAUGCUUUUUAGCUUUGUGGUAUUCACUGAAGCAGCCCCUAAAGGGUCUCUCAUCACACACCUUCCUGGGUUCAAUGGAAUUUUCCCUUCCAAGCACUACUCAGGUUAUGUGGACAUAGGAGGUGAACCUGCCAAGAAUCUGUUUUACUACUUUGUUGUAUCCGAAAGAAACCCAGCGAAGGAUCCUCUUGUUCUAUGGCUGAAUGGUGGCCCAGGCUGCUCUAGCUUUGAUGGUUUUGUGUAUGAACAUGGACCUUUCAAUUUUGAAGCAGGAAAGACACCCAUCAGCCUGCCCACUUUGCACCUCAACCCAUACAGUUGGUCCAAGGUUUCAAGCAUGAUAUAUUUGGACUCUCCUACUGGGGUUGGGUUUUCCUUCUCGAAAAACACAUGGCAAUACAAAACUGGAGACGUUCAAACUGCCUCUGAUACACAUGAGUUUCUCCUCAGGUGGUUCAAAGAAUUCCCGGAAUUCAUCACCAAUCCAUUUUAUGUGUCUGGAGAGUCUUAUGCUGGAGUUUAUGUGCCAACUCUUUCUGCUGCAAUAGUGAAAGGCAUCAAAAGUGGUGCAAAGCCUACUAUCAACUUCAAGGGCUAUUUGGUGGGAAAUGGGGUCACAGACAUGGAGUUUGAUGCCAAUGCCCUAGUCCCAUUUACACAUGGGAUGGGCCUUAUAUCAAGUGAGAUGUUUGAGAAAGCAAGAGAUAACUGUGGAGGAAACUAUUACUCAAAUGAAAGUAAAAGCUGCAUAGAAGAGCUGAACAAAAUCUAUAAUGCCAUUUCUGGCCUCAACCAAUACGAUAUCCUUGAACCUUGCUAUCAUAGACCGACGAAGAAAGGUGAAGAAACUGGAAAUACAACACUACCACUUAGCUUCAAGCAGUUAGGAGCUACUAACCGGCCACUUCCAGUGAGGACGAGGAUGUUUGGCCGCGCCUGGCCUUUUCGUGCACCAGUUAAAGAUGGCAUUCUCCCUCUGUGGACUGAAUUAAUCAAGCAAAACCCAAUUCCUUGCACGGAUGAUCAAGUAGCAAGUGCUUGGUUGAAUGACAAAGGAGUUAGGACUGCAAUUCAUGCCCAACAGAAAGAUGUGAUUGGGGAGUGGGAAAUAUGCACUGGCAGACUACACUAUUCCUCUGACUCUGGGAGUAUGCUUCAGUACCACAAAAACCUAACUGCCAAGGGAUACCGAGCACUUAUAUACAGUGGGGAUCAUGAUAUGUGUGUGCCAUUCACUGGGAGCGAAGCAUGGACCAGGUCACUAGGAUAUAAGAUUAUGGAUGAAUGGAGGGCUUGGAUUUCCAACGACCAAGUUGCCGGGUACACACAAGGAUAUGAACAUGGCCUCACCUUUCUCACCAUCAAGGGAGCUGGGCACACUGUCCCUGAAUACAAGCCAAGGGAAGCACUGGACUUUUUCGGCAGAUGGUUGGAAGGAAAAGCAAUAUAACUAACAAGGAGAAGCAGUUCUUACAGUCUUUCAUCAAUCUAUCAUUUGGCUUAGGUAGAAAUGGAAAAAAAUAAAAAUAAAAAUGUACUGAUCUAAUAAGAGAUUGACAGUGUGUUUAAUUAGUUGAUGCCUACUUUCUUCGUCACACGAGUCUAAUUUUUUUAUCUGUAAGUCUCUGCUGAUGCUUCUCAUUCCUAUGGUUUGGUUAGUUUUUAACUAACCUAGGAAUCAAGCCGAAUUGAUCAAUUUUAAUUAGGUCCAUCUACAAACCGAAAAUGCACUAUUAAUCGGUUGAUGUUACUUACACUUACA
This is a messenger RNA of Vitis vinifera (wine grape), 1858 nucleotides long. RefSeq names its product serine carboxypeptidase-like 20. Gene Ontology annotation, biological process: proteolysis; secondary metabolic process. The coding region runs from base 56 to 1546 and encodes 496 amino acids. The transcript is spliced from 13 exons. NCBI's taxonomy places the organism in Eukaryota, Viridiplantae, Streptophyta, Magnoliopsida, Vitales, Vitaceae. The record is from RefSeq and is a predicted model, not a curated record. Gene Ontology annotation, molecular function: serine-type carboxypeptidase activity; acyltransferase activity, transferring groups other than amino-acyl groups.